Messenger RNA from Nematolebias whitei (Rio pearlfish), 444 nucleotides. Its product is annotated as allograft inflammatory factor 1-like. The record is from RefSeq and is a predicted model, not a curated record. Gene Ontology annotation, cellular component: actin filament; ruffle membrane. Gene Ontology annotation, biological process: actin filament bundle assembly; ruffle assembly. The transcript is spliced from 6 exons. Bases 1 to 444 code for a protein of 147 amino acids. Lineage: Eukaryota; Metazoa; Chordata; Actinopteri; Cyprinodontiformes; Rivulidae. Gene Ontology annotation, molecular function: calcium ion binding; actin filament binding.
AUGAGCAGCGGUGUUCAAGGAGGUAAAGCUUACGGCCUUCUGAAAUCACAACAGGAGGAGAAACUCAACUCUGUUAAUGAGGCUUUUCUCACGGAUCCAAAGUAUGCAGAAGAGGAAGAUCUGGCUUCAAAACUUGAAAUGUUUAAAAAGAAAUACAUGGAGUUUGAUCUUAACGACCAAGGGGAAAUAGAUAUGAUGGGGUUGAAACGCAUGCUGGAGAAACUCGGGUUAGCCAAAACCCACUUAGAGCUGAAAAAGAUGAUGUCAGAGGUGGCUGGAAGUGUAUCAAGAGACACCAUCAGCUACCACGACUUCCUGAAUAUGAUGCUGGGGAAACGAAAUGCAAUUCUAAAGCUGAUCUUGAUGUUUGAAGGAAUGGGAAAGGAGCAGGAGCAGAAGAGUGCUGGUCCGCCAUCUCGCAAAACCUUCUCAGACCUCCCCUAG